This is a messenger RNA of Sardina pilchardus (European sardine), 4815 nucleotides long. It is a transcript of the gene rela, whose product is annotated as v-rel avian reticuloendotheliosis viral oncogene homolog A. The record is from RefSeq and is a predicted model, not a curated record. NCBI's taxonomy places the organism in Eukaryota, Metazoa, Chordata, Actinopteri, Clupeiformes, Clupeidae. Gene Ontology annotation, biological process: canonical NF-kappaB signal transduction; cellular response to stress; non-canonical NF-kappaB signal transduction. Gene Ontology annotation, cellular component: cytoplasm. Gene Ontology annotation, molecular function: DNA-binding transcription factor activity, RNA polymerase II-specific; RNA polymerase II cis-regulatory region sequence-specific DNA binding. The transcript is spliced from 11 exons. The coding region runs from base 172 to 2055 and encodes 627 amino acids.
ACAGUGAGAAAGUUGCUUUCGACUGACUCGCGGCGGUGGGGGAGGCGAGGCGGACAACACCGAUACGGACACAAAUAACAUAAUCAAAACGAAGAGAAGACUCUGUUCCGUUGGAUAUUGUUCGGCUGUUUGGAUGAUCUGUUACAAAGUUCAACUGUAACAGGAGCACAAAUGGCAGGAAUGUACGGCUGGCAGCCCCUUCCCCAAGGCACUCCCUACACAGAGAUCAUCGAGCAGCCCAAGGCGAGGGGUAUGCGUUUCCGCUACAAGUGCGAGGGACGUUCGGCAGGCAGUAUCCCGGGGGAGAAGACUAACGACACGACCAAGACGCAUCCUGCAAUCAAGGUCCACAACUACAGCGGGCCGAUCCGAGUGCGCAUCUCGCUGGUGACCAAGACCGAACCGUACAAGCCACAUCCUCACGAGCUCGUGGGAAAGGACUGCAGGCAUGGCUACUACGAGGCUGACCUGCAGGAGAGACGCGUGCACAGCUUCCAGAACCUGGGAAUCCAGUGCGUGAAGAAGAAAGAUGUUGCAGAGGCUGUGGGUUGCCGACUCCAAACGCAAAACAACCCUUACAAAAUUCCCGAGGCGAAGGUUUGGGAGGAGGACUAUGACCUGAAUGCGGUGAGACUAUGUUUUCAGGUGUCCAUCACGAAGCCCACGGGAGAGCUACAACCCCUAAGACCAGUCGUCUCUCAGCCCAUCUACGACAACAGAGCGCCCAAUACAGCUGAGCUGAAGAUAUGUCGAGUCAACAGAAACUCUGGAAGUUGCCGUGGAGGUGACGAAAUCUUCCUGCUCUGUGACAAAGUGCAGAAAGAGGACAUUGAGGUGCGCUUCUUCCGAGACUCCUGGGAGGGGAAGGGCUUGUUCUCACAGGCUGACGUUCACCGGCAGGUGGCCAUCGUCUUCCGGACGCCCGCAUACUGCGACAAUCAACUCAGGGAGCCGGUACGCGUCAAGAUGCAGUUACGGCGGCCCUCCGACAGGGAGGUCAGCGAGCCCAUGGACUUCCAGUACCUGCCACCAGACCCAGAUGAGUAUAGACUGAUUGAGAAGCGGAAACGCACUGAGGGAAUGUUCAAGACACUGAGUACAGGGGCCACAGACGGGAGGACAUUCAAUAGUGCCAGGAGAACGAGAACCACGCCUUUACCUACAGCUCCCAUGGCUGCUGGUAUCACAGUUGGGAACCCCUUCGGCCCUCCACCCGGCCAGCUGUUUACCAUGCCCAAAACAGAAACGGCCUCGGCCGCCUCCUCCGCCUCAACCAACCUCCCCAACGACACUUGGAAGUUCCUCACAAGCCUGACCUUACACAACGAGCCCAAAGCCACGCCGGUGAACCUCUUCACCUCGCAGGCUCCAACCUCCUCCACCACCUCCGCGUCGGCGUCGGCGUCGGCGUCCUCCGCAGCCCAGGACUACCCCACGGUUAACCUGGCCGACCUUCACGGCCUCAGCUUCGGCGUCUACCCCACUGCCCAGGACUCUGGGGUGGUGAACGCGGCCAGCAGGAGCGACGGGGAGACUGGCGGCAACGGGACGGUCGGCGUUCCGUCUCUCCGAGCAGGCGUGGCCGGGGUCCAGCCCGUCCAGUACAGGAUCGACCCUGACGACGACGUCGAGUUCCCCAGCUUCCCUGAUGCUAUCUCGGGCACCCUGGAAGGCAUCACGAUGGAAGAUUUCGAGACGCUGCUAGCCCAGACUGGCUUGCAAGGCGAGGGCCCCGCUGCUGCCACGGGGAUUGGGGCACAGCCCUCCGGCUGCCAGAUGGUCUCCGUCCUACCGCCCUGCAGCAGUGCCACCAACAACAUGGCCAACCCAGUGGAGAACGCAAUCACCAACCACGCGGGAAGCGACAGCACCAACGCCACCAUGAUGAACUACCCCCCAAGCCUCGCCAGCCUACUCCAUGUCGACUGUGCCGUCGGCAGUCCCAAUGUCCCGCAAAUGCCCCUUACCUUGGACGACAUGGAUAUGACCUCCCUAGAUGAGGACCGUCUCUUGUCCAUCUUCAACUGUGCCACUCAACCAGGGUUCCCCACUUAAACUAGUCCGGGAAAGAAAAUAACUGCUUCCUGAUGGUCACAUCGCCAGGACUUUGUAAGCACCCACUGCCUUAGUUUCCCUUCACCAUGUCCUGGAGAUCUCAAAUAAUCCGGCUCAGACAGAAAGGAAUAAGAAAUACACAGAGCAGAAAGAAAAAAAGAAAAUAGAGGAAGACAAUCAUGGUUUUAAAGAAGUAGGAGACUUCUUAGGGAUUGUAGUUGGCUAUCUGUCUUCUGCUCUUUUGGGGGGGGGGGGGGGGUAGAGUCUAUCAAGAAGAAAAUUCUAGUGACUUUCUAGAAUUCUAGAAAAUUCUAGAACUGUAGUUACCGUGUGGCAUGUGGGAGCAUUGAGUUGUCUCCUCAAUGUUAAGGCGGGGAUCACACUAGCCAGCGGCAAGCGGCAGGUUUCCUAUUGUUCUCUAUGGUUCGGCAGCGGAACGGUGACAACGCUGGCAUGACGCUAGCGUUGAGCAAACUGUGAGUUGAACUUGGUUCAACUUUGAAGCGCAACGCUCGGCUCGUCACAAUCAGGUUUGGAAUGAUUAGGUAUUUUAACCAAUCAGAUUCGUCUAAGGACGUAGCAACAAAGAUUGAACUUGGGAACGAGAUAGAAUGUUUAGAUUUAUUAUUAUGGUCUGAGCGCUGCGUUACGCUUGCCGCAGCCGCUGGCUAAUGUGAUCCCCGCCUAAAGGUGUUGCCCAUGGUGUUAAAUUAGCAAAUUGAUUUUGCUAAUUCAGUUAAAUGAUUUUAGUUAGUAAAUUAGCUUUAACUUAAAUAAGGGCCCUGGAAAGAAGUCUUGACACUUUUAUUAUAAUGGGAGGCACCACUGCAUUAUCUGUAUCCGUAUUUUACCAAUCAAGUAAAAUGUAAAAUGUGUAGCCUGUUCUAGCCAUUCAGUCAAAGUAGGGAUACUUAGUUUGAUUCAAGUAGACUUUUGAAUGUUGACUCUUAUUUUCAGUAUUUUGGGUCGCUGAUCUGGUCUACUUGGGUUUUCUUCGGCUCUGACAAUGAAUUCUUAAUCAUAUACAAAAAUGACAGUAUAUAUUUGUAUUAUCUUUAGGAUAAUUAGAGCUGGGUACUUUAAACCACAAAUGUGGGUCGUUGCUGUGGCUUUUCCUUUACUAACCAGCAGAAACAUGUCUCAUUUACAAAACAUUCAGGUUACAUUGACUCACUGCAUCAACUGUGGAUGUUUUAAAGUCUCUUAAUUGUUCAAAAAGAGAAUAUUAUCAAUGAGAGCAUAAGUGAUACCCCGUUUUCAAAAUAUUUACUAGUUGGUGGCAAGUUGCACUUAACGUCCACAUUGAAAUGUGAGGAGAACGAACAGAAGUCUGAUGUGUUAUCAUGUCCUUUCUGUUCUCUGUUGAAACAAGGCUUAACGUUAUAGUCUUUAUUUGACAUGAAUUAUCAGAUAAGUCUCUGAAUUCAUACUGAAUUCUAGCGUCAGCCUCUUUUUAUGGUGCUUUUGUUGAGAAGAUACAUUAAAAUACAUUAGAGCAUUGUUUUUUGAGAGGACAUGGCUUGAGAAAUAUGCAAUCUCAACUGCUGAUGAGUUUGUAGGGCAGUUUCCAAAGUAGAGAUUUGCCAUAACUGACUAUUUUUGCUAUCAUGUAAAGUUACCUUUGGUUACAGUUAUACGUUUGUUUAUCAAAAAAAAAGAGAGAGAAGGGAACUAUUCAUUUGUUCACACCAUCUGAUCAACUGACCUAUGCUAUAUCAGAAGAACAAUUACAGUUUUAGUUCUGGCUUUUUAACAGUGUAACUUACAUAUGCAUAUAAUAUCUAAACCUGUAUUAUUUACAGUUAGUUGAUACAUCGUCCCCUUACAAUGAUAAGGUUUUAUCUACGUUUUGUGUCGUUCUGAGAUAGAACUUCAAAGUCUUAGAACACCAUAGAGUAAAAUUGUCAGUAACUUCAUGUUAACAGAAAAGUCAGAUAGAACCUUAUAAUUGGUAGGGGAUGACAUCUGUUUGUGCAUUUGAAUAAUGCCUGAAGACAUCCUUAAUGACCUAGUUAUCCUCACAGGGUUAUAGGACACUGUUGCUUCUGUACAUUCAUGCAGUAUACCGAUCAUUUCUGGUAGUAUUUCCGUUUUUGUUUUGUGUUUAUUUUUCCUUGGAAGGUAUUCGAAAUACAAAUAUAAAUAUGAAAUAUGCAUUCUGUUCUGGCCGAGGACUGCUUAUAUGACCCACAAUCAUAUUUGCUAACUCAACAAUCAUAUUUAUAUUACCAUUUUUGAAGAAUAGAAGGGGGGAGAUUUCUUUAAUCUGUUAAAAAGUCAACUAAGACUGACAAGAUUUGGGAAAGAUUCUUGAAAGUCUUUUAGCUAAUGUCCAACAUUCAAGCUAUACUCAAGACUACAAUAUUUCAAGAAUCUUUCCCAAAUCGUGUCAAAGUCUUCUGGUGUAAGGAUGGCUUCAAUCUUGAAUGUUACAUUAUUUUAUAAAUCAAAGAUUAUGCUAAAAAGGCCUGUAGUGGUUGGCUAAUGCAGUAAGCCUUUCCAGUUCAUUUGUAGCCUUACAGUACUGCCAGCUAUUCGUAAAUUAUAAUUUAUUUCACCCUGUUCUCAGUAAUAUCCAUUAUGGUUAUAAAACUCUACUGGACUUUAUGAUUCAACGCUCUUUAGAUGUGAUAAUUGUAAAAAGUCUGUAUAUCUGCUGAGUUACUGACUUUGUUGAAGAUGGGGUGGGUCUUGCACAUGAUGUGUAUGUCCAUGAAUAAGGCAAACAAAUAUGUCAAUAAAAUGUGUUUAUUAAACAUU